UCUGGCAGGGCGUCCAGUCCACCUCAUGUUUCCCCGGCGGUCGAUGUGGUCCUCAUCUUCCUCAUUUCGCUCGGAUUAACUCGCUUUUCUCACUCAAGACGGAUGGUUUUCCCCUCAUACCGACUGGAAAAUGGAGAGUUUAGAAAAUUUGCCAACGGAACUACAACGCAAUUUUCAUCUAAUGAGAGACCUGGACCAAAGAGCUCAGGAUGUUAUGCGGAAUAUAGACCAGAUUUCAGAUGAGUACCUGUCAGGCGUCAAGGGCCUGAGCCCGGAAAAGCGCUCGGAGCAGAUGAGCAAGAUCCAGAAGAUGUUCAACAGAGCCAAAGAAUAUAGUGACGAUAAGGUGCAGCUUGCAAUCCAGACGUAUGAGCUGGUUGACAAACACAUAAGAAGACUGGACUCCGACCUUGCGAAAUUCGAGGCAGAAAUAAAGGAGAAAGCGCUAAAUAAUAAUAAAAAAGAGGAGGAUACUAGUAGUAAAAAGAAGGGGAGAAAAAAGAAAGAAGAGAAGGGUAAGAAUAAGAGAAAAGGUGGCAACCAAUCGGACGAGGAGGAGAUGACCCCCAAGCCAGGACGGAAGAAGCAGAAGAAGAAGAUGGAGAUGGACUCAGCCAUCAAGUCUGUUCUUCCUUGCCUGUCCAUUGCGCACCCUUCAGAUGUCAUGGACAUGCCAGUCGACCCUAAUGAACCUACGUACUGCCUCUGCCACCAGGUGUCUUAUGGCGAGAUGAUUGCCUGCGACAAGAUGGAUUGCCCAAUCGAGUGGUUCCACUUCGCCUGUGUCGGACUCACCACAAAACCAAAAGGAAAAUGGUACUGUCCAAAGUGUUCAACAGAGAGAAAGAAAAAGUAGUGUUGUGGGCCAGUGACUUUUUAGGAGAGAUGUUUAAAUUAUGCUAUUUUCAAAAAUAAAUGAAAAAAAAUAAAAAAAAUAGAUGAACAAAUGAAUGAAUGAAUAAAUAAAUUAAUUAAUAAAUAGAUAUUAGGUUAGGACUGUUAUUUGUUGUGUAUAGGUCUCCUUUUUUAAGUGGGGAAUUUUUAAAUAGAUAGCAGAAGAUAUAGCGUUCAAGGGCUAGUGAUUAUAUUAAUGGUUGUCGGUAGAUUUCUAGACUUCUUACAAAAUAUGUCUAGUUUUGAAUACAAUCAUGUUACAGUAUUAUAAUUUAUAAAUACUUCCAGUCUCGCAUAUUUAUUUUUCAUGCCAUUUGAUGCUCCCUUUAUAAUUUUUUUUUUUUUUUUUUUUCCAUAAUGGCUGAUCAAAAGGUAUAUGUAAAGAAAAGUAUAUAAAAAAGUGGAAAUUAUAUUCUUAUUUUCGUGUGAUUUUCAAGGCCUUUUAAUUGUUUUAAAACCUGCGUACGGAAAAAAUGUUAAAGAAACACAAGUGUGCAUUUUCUUUCUCUUCUUCGAAUAGUUAGUCCCUAAAGGCUAGAGCUUAGUCAUAUUUUUUUAUCACUAGGGUAGGAGUAUUGGAGGACAGAAUAGCGUGCAAGAUCUAUUUUAACUGUGCCGUUGUUUUUGUACGGAUUGAAAGUGAUAUUUUAGGAUAGAGUAGUUCUCGUCUGUUCUUCUCUCUGUCGUACGAGAUUUUUGGUUUAUUUUUUAUAUUUGAAUUUUAUUUGCUUAUAAUUUUUUUUUUUUUUUUUUUUUUCAUGAUUUACUUUCUUUUCUCUUUUCUAUGUAUUUUUUAAAACUGUUAUACCAGAUACUUUAUAUAAACAUUGAAACACACAAGCAUCAGAAUGUCAUAAUGAUAGAUAGAGGAUAUGAAGUAAUAUAGAAUGAUAGGUUUGUAAUAUAUAUGUAUAU
This is a messenger RNA of Penaeus indicus, 1809 nucleotides long. It is a transcript of the gene Ing5, whose product is annotated as inhibitor of growth protein 5-like. The transcript is spliced from 6 exons. Lineage: Eukaryota; Metazoa; Arthropoda; Malacostraca; Decapoda; Penaeidae. The record is from RefSeq and is a predicted model, not a curated record. Gene Ontology annotation, biological process: regulation of DNA-templated transcription. Bases 131 to 856 code for a protein of 241 amino acids. Gene Ontology annotation, cellular component: nucleus.